Monomorium pharaonis (pharaoh ant) is the source of this 2142-nucleotide messenger RNA. Its product is annotated as sulfotransferase 1E1. Gene Ontology annotation, molecular function: sulfotransferase activity. Lineage: Eukaryota; Metazoa; Arthropoda; Insecta; Hymenoptera; Formicidae. The record is from RefSeq and is a predicted model, not a curated record. Bases 495 to 1526 code for a protein of 343 amino acids. Gene Ontology annotation, cellular component: cytoplasm. The transcript is spliced from 6 exons. Gene Ontology annotation, biological process: sulfation.
AUUAAAUAGUAUAUCAGUAUCAAACCAUUUGAUUCGCUCGGUACUAAGCGGUUUGGUAUACGGAUAUAGUACUUAGUGUGCAUUAAUGUGCUCGGUGUAAACUACAUUAUAAUUAUAAACAGAAUAUAGCAUGUUUUAAAUUUAUAAUCCGCCAAUAUAUUAGAGAUACACUAAUCUGUGUAUUCUCAUCGCCAGCGAUUAUUUAAAAAACACGUAAAUAAACAUUGAUAAUAAUGACCUAGAAAUAAGAAGCCGCGAAGGAAAGGCACGAAGAAAACUUGCCAGUGGAGAGGAGAGGUCUCUCCAUAUCGGUCCACACCAAAGUUUCAUUCGAAGUUCUCAUUCAGAGAUUUAAUCGUGCGUGUUAAGUUCGUAGUUACGAAGCUUUCUGUCACUUGUCAUUAAUUGUGAGUAUAAUAUAAAACGUCUCAUAUAUGUAUAUAAUUAUCAAGCAUUACAUCGAUGAUCAAUUGAAAAAGAAAUAAGCGGCGAAUAUGUCUCGGCGACCUCCGAAAUACGAGCUUCUGUCAAAAGAAAAAACGGAAGAAAUGUUGAAAUUAUUUAAGGGCGAGAGAACUGGCUUUGUACUUGUUAGUCCGAAGAAGUUUUUCUUUCCGUACAGGUAUAUUGAACAGAGUGAUGGAUUUUAUAAUUUCCAAGCUAGAAAAGAAGAUACAUGGGUGUUAUCUUUUCCUAGAUCAGGCACUACCAUGACGCAGGAGCUUGUUUGGCUAUUAGCCAACAAUUUGAACUUUGACGUAGCAAGAAAGCGUCUGCUUAGCGAGAGAUUUCCAUUUCUUGAAUUCAGCAUGUUUAAUCAUCCCGAAGUGACUCGUGAAUUCUUAUUAAUGAAUAAGGACGAUAAGUUGAAGCAGCAGCUAUGCCGAGACAUAGCUAAACCUGGUUAUGAAGUUAUUGCCAAAAUGUCAUCUCCUCGUUUUAUAAAAAGUCACUUCCCUAUGUCCAUGUUGCCUGAACUUUUAGAUGUUGGUUGUAAGGUUGUUUAUGUUGCUCGCAAUCCAAAAGACGUGGCUACUUCUUGGUAUUUCUUAAACAAAGCAAUCAAGACGCAAGGAUACAUCGGUGAUUUUGCUAUGUUUUGGAAUUAUUUUGAAAAUGGUUUAACACCUUGGGCACCGUAUUGGACACAUUUGAAAGAAGCUUGGAAUUUAAAAGAUUCAAAAAAUCUUUUAUUUAUGUUCUAUGAGGAAAUAACAUACGAUUUACCGAAAGCCAUUAAGAAGAUAGCAAAAUUUUUAUGUAAAGAAUACACUGAUGAAGAAAUUCUUAAAUUGGCGGAAUAUCUUGAUAUAAACAAUUUUAAGAACAAUCCCAUGGUUAACUCCUCUGAGUUGAAAGCUUGUAAGAUCAUCAAGGAAAAUAAUUUUGUGAGAAACGGUGUUAACGGUGACUGGAAGAACAUCUUUACGCCAGAAUUGAAUGCCAAGGCAGACAAGUGGAUUGAAGAAAACCUCAAAGAUACCGAUCUGCGUUUCCCGGUUUUCAACGAUUAUAAUAAAAAUUAAGAUAUGGUAAAAAUUAUAACAAUUAAGAUAUGGUACAAAAAAUCAAAGAGAUUUUAACCUCCAGUAUAUAAAGUUUGAUCAUAAAUUUAAGCGUAUAAUUAAGUUUUUAAGUUUUAUGUAUUUAAAAAAAACAAUCGAAAAUAAUUGCAUGGAAUACUUGUGAAAGAAUUGAUAGCUAUUACUAAUGGUGACGCACAGGACAGUGUUGAAAAAAAUGCAUUACUUUUGUAAUGCAUUGUCGAUUUAAUUAAUAAUUGUUUUAGAAAUGGGUAAUUGAAUUCCAGUUCCAUUUGGUAUUAGUUAACAAAUAUGUAAUUGAUUCGUAAAGCAUUAUCCAUUAAAUUGGUAAUGAACAAGUGCAGAACACAAACUUAUUAUGCAUUAUAUUUUUAAUGGAUAAUGCAACCAGGGGGCAAUUAUCCAUUACUAAAAUGUAAUAGAUAAUGCAACAUGAGGGCAAUUAUCCAUUACUAAAGUAAUGAAUAAUGCAACAUGGGGACAAUUACUUAUUACUAAAGUAAUUCAUUAAAAAAAUGCAUUACUUCGGUAAUGAAAUCCAAUAUUCUCAGCAAUUGUUUCUGUAAUGAAUGGUGGUAAAUAAAAUUAAUCUAUAUGA